Molecule: messenger RNA, 2061 nt
Organism: Perkinsus marinus ATCC 50983
Lineage: Eukaryota; Perkinsozoa; Perkinsida; Perkinsidae
Product: Alpha-1,3-mannosyltransferase ALG2, putative
Exons: 22
Coding region: 1-2061 (686 amino acids)
Molecular function (GO): GDP-Man:Man(1)GlcNAc(2)-PP-Dol alpha-1,3-mannosyltransferase activity; alpha-1,3-mannosyltransferase activity
Source: RefSeq, a predicted model, not a curated record
AUGCGUUACAUGAAGGGUCUAGGGCCUCCAUGGGGACCUGUAUUCUUCCACCUAGACUUGGGCAUCGGUGGGGCUGAGAACCUUGUAGUGUCAGCAGCAGAGGGCCUACAACGGUUGGGGCAUAAGGUGGAGUUUUAUACCUCCCAUCACGACCCACAGCACUGUUUUCAAUCUACUAGGGAUGGGACGCUCAAAGUGACUGUCGCCGGAGACUGGCUGCCUCGCACCAUAUUCGGCCACUUCACUGUGGUGUGUGCUAUCCUCCGCAUGGUCUACCUCUGUCUCUACGCGUUCAUAUCAGGAGCCCGAUUCGAUGUAGCUAUCAAUGACCAGGUUUCCUUCAUAAACCCUCUACUGCGCCUUAUCGCGCCACGGGUCAUCUUCUAUUGCCAUUUCCCUGACCAGCUACUGUGUGCUGAUCGGACCCUUGCCUUGAAGCGGCUCUAUAGGUAUCCAGUGGACCGUAUGGAGGAGUUAACCACAGGACUUGCGGACUGUAUUGCCGUUAAUAGUCAAUUUACCAAGGAGACUACUAGGAGGACCUUCCCAUCACUGAAAGGGAAGGAGCUCCGGGUAGUAGAUGAUGCAAGGGCUAUUGAGGAUGGUGAUGAGCUGGUCAAGAGCGGCUUCUAUGUGUCUUUGAAUAGAUACGAGCGUAAGAAGAAUAUUGCCUUGGCUAUUGCGGCUUAUAAGCUCUUUCUUGGGUCCUCUGAUGCAUCCGCCGUUGACGUCGAUUCACUCCCACGUCUAGUAGUAGCUGGUGGUUACGACUCCCGGGUUCGAGAAAAUGUCGAACACUAUAGUGAACUGAAGGAGAAGGCUCGAGGGAUGGGAAGGGAAGUCAUCUUCCUACGUUCGGUUUCGGACGGUGUGAGGCUGUGGCUUCUGCGAAAUGCCUUGGCCACUUUGUACACUCCCAGUAGGGAACACUUCGGUAUAGUUCCAUGUGAAAGCAUGGCAUUAGGCACUCCUGUCAUCGCUCCUCGUAGUGGUGGACCUCUGGAGAGUAUCUGUGAUGGCAAGACUGGCCGACUCUGCUGUGAAGGCCCGGCCGAGCCCUAUGAAUUCUGCAGAGCUAUGAAAGAGUUCCAACAUAAGGAUGCCAACAGAGGGAAGGUCUGUGAGGACUGGGUACGGCAGAAGUUCGGUCUAGAGCAUUUCGCUGGAGAGUUGGACAAGAUGGUCCGGGGUUGUCCUGUUGCUACUGAAGCUACUAUCAAUGCUAUAUCGGACCAGAAGGUCUUAUUGGCCAGGCAGUUCGUUGACGUGGCAAGGCUCAGGAUAGAGGGUCUGCUGGGAGCGUUUAUGAAGUUGGUAGAAAAUCAGAAGUCCGAUCACACCUACAUCGAGACGGAGAAUAUUCGUUAUGUUUAUCAACCGAUAGAGCAGCUCUAUUUGGUCCUUUUGACGAGCAGGGAGUCUAAUAUUCUCGAGGAUCUUGGCACGCUGAAGCUACUCACGACGGUUGUCCCCGAGGUUGUUAAGACUAGUGUUUGUGAGGAAACUGUGUUGGACAACGCGUUCGAUUUAGUGUUUGCCUUUGACGAGAUCAUUACGUUUGGGUAUCGAGAGGCUGUUACUCUAUCCCAAAUAAAGACCUAUACCGAGAUGGACUCCCAUGAGGAGAGAUUGGCUCAGAUGAUCGAACAGAGCAAAAUGAAUGAGGCCAAGGAGGUGGCUAAGAAGAAGCAACUCGAGUUGGCUAGACUACGGGCCCAACAGGCCAAAGAGGAGAGGCUACGGGCUCGUAUGAUGCCCUCUGGGGCUGAUGAUUCCCCGACGGGCUUUGGGAGUGACAAUGUCUUGGGUCCUUACGAAGAGGAGGGGGAGAGGGGUCCUCUAGGGGGCAGUGGUGGCUUCACCAGUGCUGCUGUGGACAUCCAACCAUCUGGAGUUGAUGACCGAUAUGAUGGAUCAUUCCCGAUGGCUGGUGGACCUAAGAAGGGGUUGGUCCUGGGGCGCAAGAGGGGACAACAGGGAGGAGGACCUAAUGCUAUCUCCCCUACCCUUGGUGAGAUGAUGGCGAUGACUGCCCGGCCAGGGGACCAAGGGCUAGAGUGA